AUGAAUAACAAUUACGGCAAUAUAUCUUACUGGGACGAGCGAUACACAAACGAAGAAGAGCAAUUUGACUGGCAUCAAAAAUGGUGUAGUGUAAAGCACAUUUUCUCAGAGCUUAACGUACAAAAUGACGCAAAAAUCUUAAAUGUCGGUUGUGGGACAUCAAGAUUCAGCGAAGAUAUGCUAGACAAUGGCUACACAGAUAUAACGAACAUCGAUGCAUCCGUCGUAUGCAUAAAUAAGAUGAAAGAACUGUACAAGGACAAGCCGAAUUUAAAAUACAUAUUAAUGAACGUGUGCGACAUGAAGGGAUUUAAAAAUGCAGAGUUUGACCUAAUCGUGGAUAAGGCCUGUCUAGACUCUGUGGUUUGCUCGGAAGAUUCCCUAAAAAACGUCGAGGAAAUGUUGUCCGAAGUAUCGCGCGUGUUAAAGCCCGAAGGUGUCUUUGUUGUCAUAUCGCAUGCUCAACCGACUUAUCGACUAGGGUAUUUGCAAAAGCCGGACUACAAGUGGAACGUCGCGGUGAAAACAGUUAAACGGCCUAUGUUAGGGAUAGUA
Molecule: messenger RNA, 555 nt
Organism: Plasmodium cynomolgi strain B
Lineage: Eukaryota; Apicomplexa; Aconoidasida; Haemosporida; Plasmodiidae
Product: methyltransferase
Exons: 6
Molecular function (GO): S-adenosylmethionine-dependent methyltransferase activity
Source: RefSeq, a predicted model, not a curated record